AUGACAUUCAAAAAUUCGACUUCACCAUCGGUGGGAUCAACCUCGAUCGGUGCUCAUAAACGAAACUCAGAUGAUAUUAGUUGGGAAUAUGGUUUUUGCCCGGAUAAAAAUAAGAUGGAUACAGUGAAAUGUAACUUGUGUGGAAAAGUGUUUACCGGGGGGGUUACUAGAUUGAAACAACAUAUUGGUCAUGUGCCAGGAAAUGUAAGUCGAUGUCCAAACUCUACAAAAGAUGAUCAACUGAGAAUGCGAAAUUUUAUUACCGAAGGGAAGAUAAAAAAGAAAGCUGAACACGAACAUGAUAAGGCCUUAAGAUCGGAGGCAAUACAAGUGUUAAAUGAUAGUGUUGAAAUGGAUGAAAUAGAAGAUUCUUUAUGGUUGAAAGCACCAAGUUAUAUAGGCCCCAUGGAUGGCUAUGCAAAUAAAAUAAACCCUGAAAUUAUGAAGGAAAAGGGAAAAAAAGUUGAUCUUAACGAUGUUGAUCGGAAAGAAAGAAUUUUAGCGUGUCAUAAAUUCAUUAGUAGGUGGGCAUAUAAAACUACAAUUCCUUUUCAUGCAUUGGAAGAUGAUAGCUUCAAAAUGAUGUUUGAGGUUGUUGGCCAAUUUGGAACAGGGCUCCCACCUCCUACCAGGUAUUCUUUGAGUGAUCCACUUCUAAAGCAUGAGGUUGAAAGAACAAAAAGUUUGUUGAAAAAAAAACGAAGAAUAAUGGAAAGAGAUUGGAUGCUCGAUCAUGACACAUGCUUGGUCUGA
Molecule: messenger RNA, 753 nt
Organism: Lactuca virosa
Lineage: Eukaryota; Viridiplantae; Streptophyta; Magnoliopsida; Asterales; Asteraceae
Source: the annotation of a GenBank genome assembly